Messenger RNA from Cololabis saira (Pacific saury), 3119 nucleotides. RefSeq names its product RNA binding motif protein 5 (gene rbm5). The transcript has 25 exons. The record is from RefSeq and is a predicted model, not a curated record. Gene Ontology annotation, molecular function: RNA binding. The coding region runs from base 186 to 2744 and encodes 852 amino acids. Gene Ontology annotation, biological process: mRNA splicing, via spliceosome. Gene Ontology annotation, cellular component: nucleus. NCBI's taxonomy places the organism in Eukaryota, Metazoa, Chordata, Actinopteri, Beloniformes, Belonidae.
UCUGCCGCGCUGCAUCUUGGGAAGAAGAAGGUGCUAGCACUGUGGCGUUCCGGUUAGUCCUUGACGUGAUGUGAAUUUUUUUCCUUCACAAUUUUCGGGACAUUUCCGUUCAAAAGUAAUAUUGGCUUUAAAGGUUAUCAUCAAACCUACGCUGAGGUUGUUUUAGUGCAACGCCCGUCGCGAACAUGGGAGCAGAUAAAAGGAUAAGUCGAACAGAGCGUAGUGGUAGAUAUGGUUCUGAUCAAUGCCGUGACGAAUCAGACUGGCGUGACAGGAGAGAGCGGGACCAGGAGCGUGAACACAACAUGCGCCGCUGGGGUGAUGAGAGACGUGGAGAUCGUUAUGAAGGAGAUCGUCGAGGAUCAAGAGACAGUCCUCCUGAGCAAAGAGAGAGGAAACGACGCAACAGUGAUAGAUCAGAGGAUGGUUAUCACUCGGAUGGCGACUAUACUGAGCAAGAUUACAGAAGGGAGCCGGGGGAGGAGAAGAAGAGUAAGACCAUCAUGCUAGGGGGUCUGGCGCCGCAUGUUGCUGAGGAUGAUAUUCGUUUUGCCAUAGACCAACUGGAAGGACCCCAGCCAGUGGAUGUCAGACUCAUGAAAAAGAGAACAGGUAUAAGCCGUGGUUUCGCCUUCGUGGACUUUUAUCACUUGCAAGAUGCUACCAGAUGGAUGGAGACCAAUCAGAAACGUCUCGUCAUCCAAGGAAAAGUAGUGGACAUGCACUACAGUCACCCUAGAAACAAGUAUGAAGACUGGCUGUGCAACACUUGUGGCCUGUACAAUUUCCGGAGACGGCUGAAGUGCUUCAGAUGUGGAGCAGCCAAAGCUGAAAUUGAAGCAGGCAAUAACGCUGCAGUCUCUGAAGCUCAACCCAGUGGAGAUUUUUAUGGCGACACUAUCAUCCUGAGAAAUAUUGCUCCUCUGACCACCAUUGAAGCCAUCUUGACAGCCCUGGCACCGUAUGCUAAUCUCUCAGCCAACAACAUUCGCCUCAUCAAGGACAAGCAAACAGGCCAGAACAGGGGCUUUGCAUUUGUGCAAUUGUCCUCUCCUCUGGAAGCAUCUCAGCUACUGACCAUCUUACAGGGACUACAGCCUCCCUUAAAACUGGAUGGAAAAACAAUUGGAGUGGAUUUUGCUAAGAGUGCUAGAAAGGACCUACUACUGCCUGAUGGGAAUCGUGUCAGUGCCUUUUCUGUGGCUAGCACAGCCAUUGCUGCAGCCCAGUGGUCAUCAACUCAGCCACAGCAGAGCUCGGAUGGAAUGUCAGAGUAUGCCUAUCUGCAAGAAGGCUACGCCCCACUGUCACAGGACUAUCACGCAUACUACCAGCAAGGACCAGGACCUAGCACCUCUCAGGGGAAUGGGAUCCUUGGAGCUGCUCCAGGUGUAAAGAUUGUUCCAGCUGCAGUCGGAGUUGUAAUAUCACAGAAUGCUCAAGUGUACCAGCCUCAUAUAAUUGCACAGCCUGCUGUUCAGGCAUUGCCUCUUCCCCACCACCUGGAGGCAAAACCCCAACCAGGACAUCUUUCAAGCAUUGAAGCUGCAUCUGUGCCAGGUGUUGCUGCAGGAGCCUGUAAUGCUGCCAGUACACAUUCAGUCUCUGGACAGACAUUGGACGCCAACGCUGGUGUUCCUGAUACUUCCACCUAUCAGUUCGACGAGUCCUCUGGUUACUAUUAUGACCCUCAAACAGGCCUCUAUUAUGACCCCAAUUCACAGUAUUACUACAAUGCUCAGACACAGCAAUAUCUUUACUGGGACAGUGAAAAGCAGACGUAUGUACCUGCCUCUACCAACACGAAUGCGGAACAAAAUGAUGAAACAGCUAAUGGCAGCAAGGGGCCUAAAGAAGGCAAAGAGAAAAAGGAGAAACCCAAAAGCAAGACUGCACAGCAGAUUGCUAAAGACAUGGAACGCUGGGCUAAAAGUCUUAACAAACAGAAGGAGAACUUCAGGAGUAGCUUUCAACCAAUUAGUCAAGAAGAAAGGAAGGAGGCCGCAGCUGCAGAUGCGGGGUAUACGCUCUUUGAAAAAAAGCAGGCCGGCCUAGACAGACUGAUGCAAGAGGUGUCAAGGAGCUCUGAAGAAGAGAUGCCAUUGAGCUCAGUCAGCACUUCUAAGUGUGGCCUUGUGGCGGCCUACAGUGGCGAUAGUGACCCAGAGGAAGGAGGAGCCGAAUUUGAUUUUGGCGAAGGACUCCAGGACAAACUGACAGACUGGAAAAAAAUGGCUUGUCUGCUCUGUAGAAGACAGUUUCCUAAUAAAGAGGGUUUACUUCGACAUCAGCAGCUCUCUGAUCUUCAUAAGAAAAACCUGGAAGUUCUCCGCAGAUCUAAAUUGACUGAAGCAGAACUGGAGGAGUUGGAGAGGAAAGAGAGUGAGUUAAAAUAUAGGGACAGAGCUGCUGAGAGGAGAGAAAAAUAUGGUAUCCCAGAACCCCCAGCACCUAAAAAGAAGAAAUUUAGCCAGCCAACACCUGCCAUCAACUAUGAACAACCCACUAAAGAUGGCCUCAACAGUGAUAAUAUUGGGAACAAAAUGCUGCAAGCCAUGGGCUGGAAGGAGGGAAAAGGCCUUGGCCGCAACCAGCAGGGUAUCACUGCUCCAAUUGAGGCCCAAUUAAGAACAAAGGGAGCUGGGCUCGGCACAAAAGGCACAAACUACACCCUCUCACCUUCAGACACGUACAAGGAUGCAGUCCGGAAAGCCAUGUUUGCCCGUUUCACUGAAUUGGAAUGAGUUAUCAUUGUCCAACUAGAUUUUUAUUUAAAGAUCUGUAAGUGAUCUAUCUUUUUGAGGUGAGGUGGAGCUCCAAUAUAUACCUCACAGGAACCAACAGAGACUAUCCUUAUAUUAUUUUGCUCCAUCUAUGAUCAAUAAUUGUUAUACCUCCUGCCACAAACCAGACGACAGAUAUCUGUUAAAUUGGCAUACUGAGAUAGUCGAUGAUAUAAUUUAUAGAUUGUAUAUAUGCACAGUGGGUUUUUAUUCCCUGGAUUACAUAGUCAUUUUUAUAUUUAUGGGCUUUUGCUUUUGUGUCAGCAAGUUGAGAAUGUAAAUUUUGUAUAAAAUCUUGUCUAAUUGUAAAGAAAAUAAAUGAGAAAACAUGUUUUA